UAAGAUUGUGUGGGUUCUAGAAAAAGCUGAAUUCCCAGCGCUUUGGCUUCUCAGAAUUGGGAUUGUGUAUAGAGGUCUUCGAAUAGUUCCGGAACCAGCCGGCAUCAGCGGUCCAGUAAGGGCCUUUUAUUCCCGGGCGGACCACGGCCGGCCCUGAUAUCUUAGGGUGAAGAGAGGGAGGCGUCGGCCGGCCAAGAGAGAAAAUUUGCGGAUCUUGGACUCAGGAAUAAGGGAGAAGGGGGUCGGGGUCCCGGGGUGGAAGAGCGGUCGUUGAAGCAGGUGGAUCUUAGAAAAGCAGUUCCCCCUUCCCCAAACUGUUCUGAAGACAUUUGUGUUUCUUCUGUUGAUCUUGUUUCUAUCUGUGCUAUACCGUGGCCUGGAAGAGUUCAACGUUUUUAUAUUCAUUGAGCGUAAAAGUGGAGAUGUUAAUUACCCAGGAAUGUAUUGCUUGAGUCAAUUCACCUUCAGCUUUAUUACUUAAACAUAGCAUUUAAGUGUAAUAUAGGAAGUUUUUACUCAGAAAAAGCUGUAUUUUUAAAGCAAAACAGGGUUCUCGUGGCAACCUUUUACCGCCUUUGCCUUAAUCUUUGGCCACUGUUCUUGGCUAAGAUGAGCACCCACCAUACCUCCUUUCCUUUUGACCCUGAGCGGCGAGUCCGGAGUACGUUGAAGAAGGUCUUUGGGUUUGACUCUUUUAAGACGCCUUUACAGGAGAGUGCGACCAUGGCUGUAGUAAAAGGUAACAAGGACGUCUUUGUAUGCAUGCCCACAGGGGCAGGAAAAUCCCUGUGCUAUCAGCUACCUGCACUGUUGGCCAAGGGCAUCACCAUUGUAGUCUCUCCUCUCAUUGCGUUGAUUCAGGACCAAGUGGACCACUUGCUAGCCCUAAAGGUACGAGUAAGUUCCCUGAACUCGAAGCUCUCUGCACAGGAAAGGAAGGAGCUGCUUGCUGACUUGGAGCAAGAAAAGCCCCAGACCAAGAUUCUGUACAUCACCCCGGAAAUGGCGGCUUCAUCCUCCUUCCAGCCCACCCUGAACUCCCUGGUGUCCCGCUACCUGCUGUCUUACUUGGUGGUGGAUGAAGCUCAUUGUGUUUCCCAAUGGGGGCAUGACUUUCGUCCUGACUACUUGCGUCUGGGUGCCCUGCGCUCCCGCCUAGGACGUGCCCCGUGUGUGGCUCUGACUGCCACAGCCACCCCACAGGUCCAAGAGGACGUGUUUGCUGCCCUGCACCUGAAGCAACCAGUUGCCAUCUUCAAGACUCCCUGCUUCCGGGCCAAUCUCUUCUACGAUGUGCAAUUCAAGGAACUGAUUUCUGAUCCCUAUGGGAACCUGAAGGACUUCUGCCUUAAGGCGCUUGGACAGAAGGCUGAUAAAAGGUUGUCUGGCUGUGGCAUUGUCUACUGCAGGACUAGAGAGGCUUGUGAACAGCUGGCCAUAGAGCUCAGUUGCAGAGGCGUGAACGCGAAGGCUUACCAUGCAGGGCUGAAGGCUUCUGAAAGAACGCUGGUGCAGAACGAGUGGAUGGAGGAGAAGGUCCCUGUAAUUGUUGCAACCAUUAGUUUUGGGAUGGGAGUGGAUAAAGCCAACGUCAGGUUUGUUGCCCAUUGGAAUAUUGCCAAAUCUAUGGCUGGGUACUACCAGGAAUCUGGCCGGGCCGGCAGGGAUGGGAAUCCUUCCUGGUGCCGUCUCUAUUACUCCAGGAAUGACCGGGACCAAGUCAGCUUCCUGAUUAGGAAGGAAGUAGCCAAACUCCAGGAAAAGAGAGGGAACAAAGCAUCUGAUAAAGCCAGUAUCAUGGCCUUUGAUGCCCUGGUGACCUUCUGUGAAGAGCUGGGGUGCCGCCAUGCCGCCAUUGCCAAGUACUUCGGGGAUGCGCCGCCUGCCUGUGCUAAAGGCUGCGACCACUGCCAGAACCCUACAGCCGUGCGGAGGCAGCUGGAGGCCUUGGAGCGCAGCAGCACCUGGAGCAAGACCUGCAUCGGGCCCUCCCAGGGGAAUGGCUUUGACCCUGAGCUGUACGAGGGAGGCCGCAAGGGCUAUGGGGGCUUCAGCAGGUAUGAUGAAGGUUCUGGAGGCAGCGGGGACGAGGGCAGAGAUGAGGCUCACAAGCGGGAGUGGAACCUCUUCUAUCAGAAGCAGAUGCAGCUGCGCAAGGGCAAAGACCCCAAGAUAGAAGAAUUCGUACCCCCAGAUGAGAACUGUCCCCUGAAAGAGGCUUCUAGCAGGAGGAUCCCCAGGCUGACUGUGAAGGCGCGGGAGCACUGCCUGGGGCUUCUAGAGGAGGCGCUGAGCAGUAACCGCCAGUCCACACAUACCACUGAUGGAGCUGACCUCCGGGCCCAGGCCGUGGAGCUGGAACACGAGACCUUUCGGAACACCAAGGUGGCCAACCUAUACAAGGCCAGCGUGCUGAAGAAGGUGGCCGAGAUUCACAGAGCCUCCAAGGAUGGACAGCCCUAUGAUGUGGGAGGCAGUGCCAAGAGCUGCAGUGCCCAGGCUGAGCCCCCAGAGCCCAACGAGUAUGACAUUCCACCAGCCUCCCAUGUGUACUCGCUCAAACCCAAGCGAGUGGGAGCUGGUUUUCCCAAAGGCUCUUGCCUGUUCCAGACAGCCACGGAACUGAUGGAGACAACUCAAAUCAGGGAGCAAGCCCCCCAGCCUGAGCGGGCAGGCGAGCACGACCCCCCGAGCCGGCCCUGUGGCCUCCUGGCUAAGGAUAGGAGUGAGCCCCUUCCUGGGCCUAGAGGGGAGGUCCCUGGAGGCAUCGUUCACUGUGGGGGGCCCUCCUCUGAGAAGAAAGCAAGAAGUUCCUCCAGGGCCAGUUCCCUUGCCAAGGGCCGGGCUAGCAAGAAACAGCAGCUCCUAGCCACAUCGGCCCACAAGGAUUCUCAGAGCAUCACCCGCUUCUGCCGAAGGGUUGAAAGCCCAGCUCCACUGGCAUCAGCCUCAGAGGCAGAAGGUGUCCACCCUUCCUGUGGGGGGGUUCAGGGACCCCCGAUGGCCCCAAAGACGUGCACAGGGGAGGAAGAUGGAGCCGGGGGACAUUCGCCUGCCCCUCCCCAGACUGAGGAGUGCCUCGGGGAGAGGCCAAGCACCUGCCCGCCCAGAGACCAGGGGAGCCCUGAAGCCCAGCCCACCCCCACAAAGGACACACAGAAGGGCAAGCGACCCCAGUCCCAGCAGGAGAACCCAGAGAGCCAAGCUCAGAAGAGGCUGCGCCCCUCAGCCAAGCCCUCUGUCUUAGCUGAGGUCAAGAGUGGCAUCUUGACCAGCGAUCAGGGCACCAUGAAUCCCAUGGCUCAAGACCCCUGCCAGCUCUCAGCUCCUGGCAUCCCCUUGAAGGAGGCUGCAAGUGUUGUGGUCAAGUGCCUGACCCCUUUCUACAAGGAGGGCAAGUUUGCUUCCAAGGAGUUGUUUAAAGGCUUUGCCCGCCACCUCUCACAUUUGCUGGCUCAGAAGACCUCUCCUGGAAGGAGUGUGAAAGAAGAGGCCCAGAACCUCAUCAGGCUCUUCUUCCAUGGCCGGGCCCGCUGUGAGAGUGAAGCUGACUGGCACAGCCUGUGUGGCCCCCAGAGGUGACCAACUGCUGGCUGGGCAGGGCCCACGUCCUUCCCCAGACUCUAGCCUGGGCCUUGCCUGCAGCUGCCAGGCCGUCGUCAUCUCUCAGUCCUUCCACCUGCCAACCAUACUUGGCUUUGGUGAUGGCCCCAGAUGCCUCCUGAAUCCCGGUCAGAGGUCAGCUACCUUUCUUUCUGCUUGCAAAGCCAGUGGACCUUUCUCAGAGCCUCCCUGCCUCUCCUGGCCCUCAUGGCUGAGUUUUCUGGGACACAUGUCCAGGGCAGAAGGCGGAGGAUGGUGGAGCUGCUGCCAGAGGAGGGGAAGGAAGAGCGGCCCCUCUACACAUUUAAGUCUGGACAAGGCCCACCUGUCCAAGGUAUUGGGACCUACUCAGGGGAACCUCAGGUCCUCGCCCAUUCCCCCCCCCGCCCCAUUACAGUGCCAGCUUCCAGCUUUGCCCAGGUUAGAGCUGUGGCAGGGGAGUGGCAGCCAGGCCCCAUUCCCUGCUCAGCUUCUGCUUAGGAAGGCCAGGCCUGACCAAGAAGUUUAGGAGAGGAAUAAAGU
This is a messenger RNA of Saimiri boliviensis boliviensis (Bolivian squirrel monkey), 4125 nucleotides long. RefSeq names its product RecQ like helicase 5 (gene RECQL5). The record is from RefSeq and is a predicted model, not a curated record. Gene Ontology annotation, molecular function: four-way junction helicase activity; nucleic acid binding; ATP binding. Gene Ontology annotation, biological process: regulation of DNA-templated transcription; double-strand break repair via homologous recombination. Gene Ontology annotation, cellular component: nucleus; chromosome; cytoplasm. NCBI's taxonomy places the organism in Eukaryota, Metazoa, Chordata, Mammalia, Primates, Cebidae.